Molecule: messenger RNA, 861 nt
Organism: Plasmodium gallinaceum
Lineage: Eukaryota; Apicomplexa; Aconoidasida; Haemosporida; Plasmodiidae
Product: conserved Plasmodium protein, unknown function
Exons: 1
Coding region: 1-861 (286 amino acids)
Source: RefSeq, a predicted model, not a curated record
AUGUUUGCAUUGAUAUCAAUAAUCUUGGUUAUAUUUCAUACAAAGUUAAUUAUAGGAAUAAAUAAUAAAAAUAAAAUAUGUACAUGUGAUUUUACUGAUAGAUUAAAUUUUAUACCCCAACAGAGAACAAAAAUUUUAUGCGAUCUGAAACCAAAACAUGGGGAUGAAGUUAAAGUAAUUGCUAAUGAGAAUUAUGAAGUAAGUUGUUUUAACAAUUCAACAGUAUAUUGUCCUUCAAAAGGUUAUUUUCUAAGUAAUUCUAUUAUAACAAAACAUUCUCCAAAGUUAAAAUAUUCAAAAACAAAAAUGGUUCUGAGUGGGAGAAAUGUUUCAGUCUAUCACUUGAUUAUUGAUGAAAACGCAUCUGACAUACUGUUUUAUUGUUAUGUAAAACCAAAUCAAGUUUCCGAACUUUUACAUGGGGUUGUAAAAAUUGAUUUAAAAAGAGAAAUUAGUGAAGAAUAUUCUAAACCUUUAGAAGAUGGAACUCAUGUUUGUGAUUAUUCAAAAGGAAAUCUAAAUAUAUAUCCAUCAUCUGGAUUUUAUUAUAAAAAUUCUAGAUCAGUUAAUUGUAUAUACAGAGUUAUACCCAAUAAAUUAUUUUUAAUUAAACUACCAAAAUUGGAUAUAGUUACUGAAAGUUUCUUACCAAGUAUUGUAAAUUGUUUAUCUGAACAUGCCUUUAUUAAUUUUACAUUAAAACAUGUAGAAGAAUCAGAAGAUUCUGUUACUUUUCAUAUUACAUUUGGUGAAUUUACAAGAUCUUUUAAUUUAUCUUGUUCAAUGGAUUUAUCAGAAUAUAAUAUUGAGCCAUGUGCUGUGGGAAAAAAAGGAAAUGUCACCUUUUUUUUUAAUGUGUAA